Messenger RNA from Papaver somniferum (opium poppy), 1196 nucleotides. Its product is annotated as potassium transporter 2-like. The record is from RefSeq and is a predicted model, not a curated record. Lineage: Eukaryota; Viridiplantae; Streptophyta; Magnoliopsida; Ranunculales; Papaveraceae. The transcript is spliced from 2 exons. Gene Ontology annotation, biological process: potassium ion transmembrane transport. Gene Ontology annotation, molecular function: potassium ion transmembrane transporter activity. The coding region runs from base 667 to 1050 and encodes 127 amino acids. Gene Ontology annotation, cellular component: plasma membrane.
UUCGUCCCCGAAACCAUCCACGCAGAAAACCUGACCUCAAAAUUAAAUCAGUUCUUAGGAUUUCAAGUUUCAAUAUUUUAAACCCAACCCCAAUUUUCAAUUAAAAUCUCGGCUGCACUCUUUCUAAUCAAAUCAUCUAACCUAAUUUUACAGUGAUAUGAAGAUUUCUCGCAGUGUUCGAAUUGAGGGUUCAAACAAUUGCUUUGGGUCCUAGCUUAGGAAUUGCUCAAGUCCCCGGCAUUGGUCUGGUGUACGCUGAUCUCACAUCUGGAAUCCCUGCAAACUUCUCGCAUUUCGUCACCAAUCUUCCUGGCUUCCACCAAGUACUCAUUUUUGUUUGUGUGAAGUCUGCACCUGUCCCUUUCGUGCCUCGUUCUGAGAGAUACCUAGUCGGUCGUGUGGCACCACCAACCCAUUGAUCAUACAGGUGCAUUGUUCACUAUCGUGAUGUUCACCAAGACGUUCACUCAAUUGAAACGGAGCUUGUUGACCAGCUGGCUGAUGACAGUUUGAUUGGUCUCGAACUCAUCACAAUGCAAGCCCAAGCUUCCAAGACGUUGUCUCACACUCUGCUGAAAAUACAAGCGAGUGUUAAUUCAAUUAACAAGCGAGUGCAGAUUGACGGUGAUUCGCGUGGUAGCCUUUUCAACCCCACCGGCUUACGAAAUGGAGGAGACUAUGGAGCCAGCGAGUGUUUCUGUUGGAGUCGAAACAGUAGAGAGUAUGACAGAUGUUAUUGAGAUGGAGCAAACUGGUCUUCAGAGAAGAGUAGGGUUUGCAAUUGACAAUGAAUCUGAAAGAGAUGAAAGAUUUGAAACUGAUGUGCAACUGAGGGGAGAACUGGAAGAUUUAUUAGCAGCACAACAAGCUGAUUCUGCAUUCAUACUUGGUCACUCAUACAUGAAAGUGAAACAAGGAUCGUCUAUCUUUAAGAGAGCAGCUAUUGAUGUUGGUUACGAUUUCAUGAGUAAGAAUUCCAUGGGACCAGAUGUGGUGCUUAGAGUUCCGCCUGUUUCUACCCUUGAAGUUGGUAUCGUAUGCAUUGUAUAAGCAAUAGCUGGUUUGUAGUGCACAUAAGUUUACAUACUAAAUUUUAGAAUAGGCAAAAGCAGAUUGUAAGCUUUUCUGUCUGAAUCUGUUUAUAUAUGUAAUGUGUUAAUUAUCAAAAAAAAAAAAGAAGAAGUAUAUAUGAUGCA